GGGGCCUCAUCAUGGUUUAUUUUACAACAAAGUAAGUCACGCUACUAUCAGAACUUGUCAAGGCUUCCAUCAGGGCAAGAUGUUCACUGUUGUCGUAUUAGCCGGUUUUAUUGGCAUCGCUCUCGGACAAAGCGUUCCAUGUGGCGUGCCAACUGUUACCCCGAUCACAAACAGAAUUAGAGGAGGUCAGGAUGCGAUUGCUGGUUCCUGGCCCUGGAUGGUGCUUCUGGUAGAUGACCUUGGCUAUAUUUCCGGUAGCGCAUUCGUCCUCGGCAAGCACACACUUCUAACCUCGGCACAACAUUUUGAAGGCACAAACUACCAUCUUGCUGAUAUUGACCUUCCAAACUGGUCUAUGUAUCUCGGAUCACACAGUAUUAAAACAGAAGCCCAGCACGAGAGAAACUACACCAUCAAGUCCGUGACAGUGCACGAGAGCUUUGAUGCAACCACUUUAAAGAACGACAUUGCCCUCAUUUACACGAAUGAGGAAAUUGUUUACAAUGAGCACACGAAACCUAUCUGUCUACCAAAUCCAGGUCACCAGUACCAUGUAGGUCAAAUGUGCUAUCUUGCCGGGUGGGGAGACACCGGAAAUGACCAAGACGAGGUAUUAAAACAAGUCGGUUUACCCAUUUUGGCAGACAAUGUGUGCUCUAAACACUGGCAAGAUUAUUUAUCGGCAACAGAACUUUGUGCCGGUUAUGAAAGUGGUGGAAAAGAUUUCUGUGGUGAUGAUAUUGGAAGUCCACUUAUGUGCAAGGACGAUUCAGGCGCUUGGUUUGCUCAAGGAAUUGCAUCAUCCGGCGGAGACUGUACCGCCGCCGACGAGCCUGGAAUAUUCGAGGAUGUCUCCAAAUACACUCAGUGGAUCAAAACCCAUAUGACAGCUGCCGGUUAUCCAUACGAAUAUUAAAAUGACAUUUAUUUAAGAGUAGGAAAUAAAAUAUUUUCAAAUCUAAA
Messenger RNA from Ruditapes philippinarum (Manila clam), 963 nucleotides. RefSeq names its product plasma kallikrein-like. Gene Ontology annotation, molecular function: serine-type endopeptidase activity. Gene Ontology annotation, biological process: proteolysis. The coding region runs from base 80 to 916 and encodes 278 amino acids. NCBI's taxonomy places the organism in Eukaryota, Metazoa, Mollusca, Bivalvia, Venerida, Veneridae. The transcript is spliced from 7 exons. The record is from RefSeq and is a predicted model, not a curated record.